CAGCACGAGUCGACUGCGUGACGAGAAGAAAUGAGUAGCAGCAAACUCGACCGGUUUGUCCAGACUGUCCGGUUGUUUUCGGAGGAAUGUUGGCUUUAACUAUCACAUGCUUGGAGCUGUCAGUGUGCCUGUACGGGCUAUGUUUAUUCGUUUCUUCUGCUGAAGCUUUAGGAUGAGCUCUGAGUGGGUCGUAUGACCUUUAGUGCACACCUAGGUAGUACAAGGUUACACUUUAGAAGAGAAUAAGUUGCUCCAAAGGUGUGUCUGCUGAUGGCAUGGGAGCCAGGGAGUGGAAAAGGCCACGUGUACCUGAAGACCUGUCGCUGGAGGAACGAGAUGAGCUGUGCAACAUCCGACGCAGGAAAAAAGAGCUGCUGGAUGAUAUUAAACGGCUGAAGUUCGAGAUUGCAGAAGUCAUGACGGAAAUUGAGCAGUUAACCUGCGUCGGGGAGAGCAAAACCACACAACGAAACAAACAAAUCGCCAUGGGGAGGAAGAAGUUCAACAUGGACCCCAAAAAGGGCAUCCAGUUCCUUCUGGAAAACGAUCUCCUCCAGAACACGCCAGAGGACAUUGCGCAGUUCCUUUACAAAGGCGAGGGGCUAAACAAGACGGUGAUUGGGGACUACUUAGGGGAGCGGGAUGACUUCAACAUCAAGGUGCUCCAGGCAUUUGUGGAGCUUCACGAGUUCGCAGAUCUUAACCUCGUCCAAGCCUUGAGGCAGUUCCUGUGGAGCUUCAGACUUCCUGGCGAAGCGCAGAAGAUCGAUCGCAUGAUGGAGGCAUUUGCUUCGAGAUACUGUCAGUGCAAUCCUGGCGUCUUCCAGUCUUCAGACACCUGCUACGUGCUUUCAUUUGCUAUCAUCAUGCUGAACACCAGCCUGCACAACCCCAACGUCCGAGACAAACCGCCCGUGGAGCGUUUCAUCUCCAUGAACCGUGGCAUCAACGAAGGCGGAGACCUCCCGGAAGAGCUGCUCAGGAAUUUGUACGACAGCAUCAAGAGCGAACCAUUUAAGAUCCCGGAGGAUGACGGCAAUGACCUGACGCACACGUUCUUCAACCCAGACAGGGAGGGCUGGCUGCUUAAAUUAGGAGGCAGAGUGAAAACCUGGAAGAGGAGGUGGUUCAUCCUGACAGACAACUGCCUCUACUACUUUGAAUACACAACGGACAAGGAGCCCCGUGGGAUUAUUCCCCUGGAGAACCUUAGUAUCAGGGAGGUGGAGGAGCCCAGGAAGCCCAAUUGCUUCGAGCUGUACAACCCGAACCACAAGGGUCAGGUGAUCAAAGCCUGCAAGACGGAGGCGGACGGCCGCGUGGUGGAAGGCAACCACGUAGUCUACCGGAUAUCGGCGCCCACGCCCGAGGAGAAGGAGGAGUGGAUCAAAUCCAUCAAGGCCAGCAUCAGCAGAGACCCCUUCUACGACAUGCUCGCCACCAGGAAGAGACGCGUUGCCAACAAAAAGUGAAGUGGCGCCCGGAUGACGUCGGAUACCUCAGCGUAGACCGCAAAACCAAAACCGGUGAUGUGAUGGUUUUGUUUUUGUUGUUGUUGUUUUUGAGCGGGUGGACAAUUGAGAUGCACCCCGUUGGAAGAGGGGCCAACUGCGCGCGCGCACACACACACACACACACACAAACACACACACACGUGGACUUUUGGGUGCACGACCCUCCUUCCUCACCUCUUUCCGCUCAAACAUGUUUCAGGUGCACUUGCGUGUUUGUAAGCGCGCGCGUGUGCUGCCCGAUUGGAACCUCAGCAAGUGUGCAGGGUUAAAAUUUUUACAAAAUAGAGAAAAAGAGUCUUGAGUCAGCUGGACUGAUUUCAUCCACUAGUGAAGGGCAAGACAAUUAUGAACUGUGCAUAUUUUUGAUUUGCGUUUGUGUAUUAAAGGCGGGCAAGAACUUUUAGGGUUACACUGAAAAGAAAAAAAAAAAGCAAUACUUGAUACUACAUUCUGAGAACAAAGCCAUCAUUUCCACCAGAAAAGUCCUAAUAUGCAGUCGUCAUAUGUAAAAUUUUACAAUGAAUUUCUAAUGUUUUAUGACAAUAAAUUCUUAAUUUUACGAGAAACAAGAAAAAUGUUGCCGGUUUUUAAUGUGUUACUAUUUUACAUGGAUAACAACAUUAACAUAAAAUCAGUUAAAAAGGAAUAGUCAUUUUUUUACAAGGAUGAAAUUGUUGUUUUACUCUGAUAAAGUUGGAAUAAUAUGGAUUAAAAAAAGAGAGUUCAUUGAAUUAAAUUCACAAGAUUAUUUUCUGCGAACGUUAUUACCGUUAUGAGAAUUUUUUUUCUAAACGAAAAUAAUUUACCAGGAAUACAGCCCUUACAUAGCAAAAUAUAAAAAUAAGUGUGACAAAGUUAUUUCAUGUCAAUCAAGCUUUAAUAAAAGCUACAUUUUACAAGAAUAAAGUUGUAAUUUUACAACGAAGAAGAUAUCAUAGUUGGAGAAAAAGAAAUGAUAUUUUACAAGACUUACUCCUUUAAAGGGCAAGAAAACUGUUUUGUAAGAGGAAAACGCUCUUCUUGAGAAAAAAAGGGGGCAAAGUUAUAAACACUCAAGUUAUAACGACAUUCAAAUCCUAUCAUCACGAUUAAGAAGUGGUAGUUUUAUAAGAACAAUAAUUUUUUUGAAAUAGGAAUAAAAUACUCAUGUUUUUUAAAUUAUCAUGAUUUUGGAAGAAUAAGGUAAUUUCACACAAAGAAAAUUGUAAUAUUGCAAUAUACAUGUAUAUAUAGAAUAAAGUUAUAUGAAAUGAACCAAGUUUUUCAAUGGAAGUUGUGAUUUCACAAAAAACAAAGUAGUUUUUCAACAAAAACAAACUUUUCAAAAACCAAACUUUUUUUUUUUGAGGAAAACAAUGUUGAGAAUAAAAGACCAAACAUGUUGCUGACAAUCUUGUCAGGUUACACCUUAUGGUACAUGUUGUGGUCAAAAAUGGUAUUGUAAAAUCCCGCCCCCCGAAAAAAAACCCACUCUUGUAACAAAAUUGCUUGCUUCUUUCCCCUAAUUAAUUUUUCCUUUAAAAAAAUACAAUUAUACAUUCUUGUACAUGACACCCCAUUCUUGUACAUUUUUUUUCCUCAAACUUGCUACAUUUUUUCCCAUAUUUAUUUUUUUCAUGGUUACUAGUAGAACUUUAUUCUCAACAAGAUUCCCCCCAGUCUUUUCAGUGUGGCCUUAAUACGCCUCGGAAGUCACUUGCAAAGUUUUUUUAAUACAGCAGGCCCAGUUGAGGGCACCAGUCCAACUAAGCUUUUCUGUUUGUUUGUUUGUUUGUUUAUUUGUCCACUUGCCAUCGUUGUUGUAACGUGUUUGGGUUCGUAACCUUUGCUUGCUUUUUGUGUUGUUAUCGGACUAUAACCUGACUAUCAAAUUUUUUUCAGUAUUUAUUUUCAUUCUGUGAAACGGUUUGACACCACCUGUAAAUGUUCAACAUUGUAUGCCUAAGUUUAUAUAUACACACACACACACACACGUUUGGGUGGACUUAAAAAAAGCCUUAAAAUAUAAUCAUAAAAAAACUCCAAAAGAUUUUAGAUUUAUUAUUGGGCCGGAACUGUGACGCCGCUGUUAAAAAAAAGAAAAAAAAGCCAUGACUGACGUGCGUGUGCACGUGCGCGGGCAAGUAUUUGUGAUUUUCAAGACAGUGGUGCUUGGUGUGACAUUAACGCUAAUAAUUAUAAAGGUACAGUAUAUCUCCUGAUGAUGAUGAUGACGGUAAUACCCUGGAUGAAGAUAUCUAAAAAUGACAGUCACUGGUUUUCUAUGUGAUUGUAAAUUCUAAUGCAAAGCCUUGUGAUUCAUGGCACAGUGUUAUUAUUUUAUCAAGAUGAUGAUGAUGAUGAUGUUUUCCUGCCCCUCGCGAGAUCCCAAGUCGCAUUGGCUUUUCUAUGCUGCGUCAAAUCUACGGUGGGUCACGUUCACGUUUAUCUUACAUAAAGCAAGCUUUUGCAGCAGAUGUGUUGAUGAUUCGGGCAUGUUUUUUUUAACCUAUAUAAUUUGCAUGUGUAAUGAGCGCUCGUGAAUGAACUAUACGUACUGUCGUGCACGUGCAUCGCGAGGACUUGGCACCAACGGACGACGCGUACUCGCUGCCGCGUCGUUUUGAAACAAUUAGGGAACAAUUUGACGUCACAGUACAAGCAGCAGACAGGAAGUGGUACGAGAGAAGCCAAGAAAGGUUGACACGGGUUCAUUUGAUUACAUGAUCGAUUGAGCGAUUGAACGUAUGACACACCAAGAGAAAAAUGGAAAUAAGAGAUAAGAUCAUACCUAGAUGUCUUCGCUCAGCGCAGUGUACCUGAUUGGUAUAUUUUUGUACCAACUCUAUUUUCGAACCUUUUUUUUGAACGCGUCGAAGUGAUUCCCACUUUUUAAAUUAUGUUUCAUAAUCGUUCCAUAAAUUAACACCUGCAACAGAAACUCACAUUUGCUUCAUUUUUGUUCUCAUCUUUAUGUUUUCAAGUCGCAAUUGACGGCCCGUCAACCAUUAAAACCCUCGCUGACAUGUGUGGUUAGAAGGCGCCCUCUAGGGGCCGUGGAUUCUCAUCGCAGGCUCUCAAAAUGAAAUUUUCCAAUGAAAUCUGAUGAUACACACAAUUAAUGAACGGCACAAAAUAUGUAUUGGCCCAUCUCAAGCAACUUCAUUUUUUCCAAAUCAUUGUGAUUGAAAGUUUUCAUUUGAGUAUCAGGACUGAAAGAAACAGCGGUGCUUAUUAUUUUUUGUUCAGCAUAGAGUUAGCAAAUAAAUUCUUAUUGCUAUACACAAUACGCAGUAUCAACAAUAUCUUGGCCUAGGAUAAUAAUUUAAAGAAAACAACAAUGAAACAAACCAAUAUGUUACAUCCAGUAUUGCCCCGUAUAAUUCAUAUUAAAACUAGGCAAUUGCAAUACACAGUGGGAAAAGAGAAGAGAGUAAAAAGGUCUGAAAACCCCUAAACCAAGACGGAAAUUCCAGCUUGAGUGACCGCAAAUACGAGUCCUGUCCAAACACACCUUGAAAGAAGUCAGCCCCACACUGACACACACUGGUGCAUAUUUUUUUUAUACUUUAUUCAUACACGGUAUCCGCUCUAGCGCAAAGAACAGAGGAACAACAAGACGAGUCGGGUGGGCCAGCGAGAGACAAACAAACAUGGGCGUGCUUCUGACUUUGGAGCCUCUUGCGGCAUCUUACAAUGCUAAACUUGCACAUUGGGAAAUCACGGGAAUUAGUUUUUACAUGAGCAGGUUAGUCUGUAACUUGGGAUUUUAAUGGUUGAAAACGCAUAGAGAAGCUUCAAGAUGUUGAAUUUGUACCGGCCUGUUUUAUUAGAUGGACGGAUAAAGUGCCAUUCACAAAUCAACUGAAGCCCGAAAUGCAAAUUUUCAGUUUGCUUGCAUGUCUUAGACUUAAACUUGCGUACAAUACAGUAUGUAUAAAUUCCAUGUUCAUUCCCAUUCUUCUUUUUGAAAUACUGAUAAUUUAUGAUAACAACUGUCAGAAAUUAAACCUCAUAAAUAUAUGAACCAUAACUGACUAAUUGUCUGUCUCCAGCUUUCCUCUGAGCAGGAUGAGUGGUAUAAAAUAAAAGAAAAUCAAGGCCAAUGUACCGGUAAUAAUCCAGCGGUUCAUUUUCCAUCUGGCCUUUUUAAGCGUCACAGGUGAGUGGCUUGCCAACAAACAAAACGGGAAAAUUGAAUUAAAAAUGAAGAUCAAGAUCAAACAAUAUACAAUAAAACAAAAUAAGAUGAACAUAAAAAUACCUCAAAACAAAAUAAAUCAAUAAAUAAAUAACAACAAAAGACAAAAGGAAAUAAAAAU
This is a messenger RNA of Hippocampus zosterae (dwarf seahorse), 5815 nucleotides long. RefSeq names its product cytohesin 3b (gene cyth3b). The record is from RefSeq and is a predicted model, not a curated record. Gene Ontology annotation, biological process: regulation of ARF protein signal transduction. Gene Ontology annotation, molecular function: guanyl-nucleotide exchange factor activity. The transcript is spliced from 13 exons. Lineage: Eukaryota; Metazoa; Chordata; Actinopteri; Syngnathiformes; Syngnathidae. The coding region runs from base 276 to 1472 and encodes 398 amino acids.